GGCUCCUCCUCUUUCAGCCUUAUGUAGCUGCUCUGCUGCGAACCCUCACUCAUUCAGCUAUCUUGUGUGAUUGACAGAGCUCGCAUCCGUCACAGACGCAGAGCGAACAGCCAGGGGGCCUCCAGCCACUCCAAGAGAGGAUUUAUAUUACACAGAGACUGUCUCUGACAAGAGGAAGACCUUUGACCUGAAGAAACUCAGAGGAGAAAACCACAAUGGUGUCUGCUGGUUUCCAGAUUCUGGGUGCCGCUCUGGGGAUCCUGGGCUGGAUUGGCGCCAUCAUCGUGUGCGCCCUUCCCAUGUGGAAGGUCACCGCUUUCAUCGGCAGCAACAUCGUCACGGCGCAGACGUCCUGGGAGGGCAUCUGGAUGAGCUGCGUGGUCCAGAGCACCGGCCAGAUGCAGUGUAAGGUCUACGACUCCAUGCUGGCCCUCAGCUCGGACCUGCAGGCCGCCCGGGCCCUGAUGAUCAUCUCCAUCAUCGUGGGCGUCAUGGCCAUCCUGCUUGCCGUCGCCGGUGGGAAAUGCACCAACUGUGUGGAGGACGAAACGUCCAAAGCCAAGGUGGGCAUCGCAGCUGGGGUCAUGUUCAUCAUCGCCGGGAUCCUCUGCCUCGUUCCCGUCUGCUGGUCGGCCCACACCAUCAUCCGAGACUUCAACAACCCGCUUGUGGUCAGCGCCCAGAAGAGAGAGCUGGGAGCGGCGCUCUACAUCGGCUGGGGAGCCGGUGCCUUGAUGCUGAUCGGUGGGGCCAUGCUUUGCAGCAACUGCCCUUCCAAAGACGAGGAACCCUACACUGCCAGGUACAAAGCUGCCCGGUCCGAGGCGUCCGCUCCGAACUCUGACAAAGCUUUCGUCUGAUAGCGCUCCAGUAAACAAGACCCUCCAGGAAGCAGCAUUUGUGGGACAGAAACACUGUUGGCACUGUGUGUUGAAACUUCAGGAUCUGACUCGGUGAAAAAGCUUCUCCUCAUGAGAGUGUCGAUGGCACAAGAGGAACCACGCCCAAAGGAGAAAACCUGUUUUAAAUGCUUAAUCCAUGUUUUUAUGUCCUGAAUGAAUAUCACUUAACCUCUUCUUGUUACUACAUUAUUCUGUUGUUUUUGUUUUUUAUGCUCACCUGUGGUUAUGUGGAUUGUCUUUAUGAACUAUGUGUAUGAAUCUCAUCAUGUGCCAGUUUUACUGUAAAUAAAUAUUUUUUAUUAUUUGUGGAUCUGA
Molecule: messenger RNA, 1217 nt
Organism: Salarias fasciatus (jewelled blenny)
Lineage: Eukaryota; Metazoa; Chordata; Actinopteri; Blenniiformes; Blenniidae
Product: claudin-4-like
Exons: 1
Coding region: 216-860 (214 amino acids)
Cellular component (GO): membrane; bicellular tight junction
Molecular function (GO): structural molecule activity
Source: RefSeq, a predicted model, not a curated record